AGAAAAUAUUAUAAAUGUCUUCCUACGAAGAAGAGCUUACAUCAAGAUUGAAUAAGAUCAAGCCUGCUCUUGAAGAAUUAGGAAUAGAGCCUCACAAAGGCAUCUGUGAUAUCAAGAUAAUCUCAAAGAUGGGUAGAAUGGUUGGCCUGGAUAUUACCCCUACUCAAGGUAUUGAAGCUCUCUUCUAUGCCAAAGGUGAUGCUGAGAGAUAUUUCACUCCUUUUGAUGACAUAGAGUUUGAAAGAUUCGUCCAGUGGUUCUAUGAUAAUGAAAAUAUAAGGCUUAGGAAAAAGAAUUAUCUCAAAACUUCCAGGACUCAUUAUAUUAGACCAAUUAAUGUCAGAUCUAACAGUGUGUUAAGAAAAGGAAAUUUCGGGUCUCCAUCAGCUAGAGGGUUUGGGAAAAAUCUCAAGAAGAGAGGAAACUUAUUGACUCCAAACCCAUCAGAAAAGCACAAAGAUAAUGAGGAUAAUGAGGAGUAUAGGUUUAGAGCACAGAUUCAGAAAUUAUUCAGGGACAAAAAAUUUCCGGCAUUGAAAUAAGGGAUUUGAGCAAAUUCUUCAAGAUUGGAAUGUUUCUAAAAUGAAGAAAGAUCAUAUUAUAGACAAUGGUGAAGACAAUGACUGGUAUAAUCUCCAGAAGCUCACUCCAUUCUCACCCAGUGGUACUUUCUAUGAAACCAUUGGAUCAUUCCAAGCGAGGAAGAGGAUAUUCCUGAAGAGUAAGAAGGAAAGAGAACAAACAGAGAAAAAUAUUGAAGAGAAAAUUAUCAAAUGAGAACCAGAUGCUUUGAGAGCAGUUAAACUCUCAAAGCUGCUUCAGAAAAACUGGACAGAAAAGCCUGAAGCGUAUAGGAUUUGUUCAAAAAUCCCAAAAAGUAAGAGAAAAAGGCUUGAACAAAUCGUGAAGGAUAAUAGGUAUUAUCCUUAGACAUCA
This is a messenger RNA of Moneuplotes crassus, 936 nucleotides long. The record is from the annotation of a GenBank genome assembly. NCBI's taxonomy places the organism in Eukaryota, Ciliophora, Spirotrichea, Euplotida, Euplotidae.